Molecule: messenger RNA, 4759 nt
Organism: Nymphaea colorata (pocket water lily)
Lineage: Eukaryota; Viridiplantae; Streptophyta; Magnoliopsida; Nymphaeales; Nymphaeaceae
Exons: 9
Coding region: 1594-4440 (948 amino acids)
Source: RefSeq, a predicted model, not a curated record
AUGAAUCCUUUUCAUCUUUCGCCGUGCCGUGUCCACUUUUCUGCGGGCGCCACAAGUUGGCCCAAGAAAAUCUUGAAGAAGAAUUCGAGGUAGUAGAGAGAGAAUCUGUACGUAGGUGUGUGUGUGUGCGUGCUCGUGUCUUCACAGACAGCGGCAGAAGCAAUGUGGCUGGAGCCCCGGGGGAGAGAGGAGGGAACCCAAGAAUUUGUGCAGGGCAGUUGUUGAGAAAGAGAGUGCAGUGUGGGCUGCGGGUACGUGGUUCAAAGGCUUCGUCUUUUUCUGAGUGUCUCUCCGUCUUCUCGUUCGCUUUCUUUGAAAAAAAAAACGAGUUGAUGCGGGGAGGAAGAAAUUCCGGGAGUGGACUAUACGGCAUUAUAUUCCAGAUACAGGCAGAGAUACAGAGACUGCGGGAAAUUGUCCGCUAGAGAGAGAGAGAGAGAUGCUCCAACUUUUGCUUCAUGCAAACGCAACGUUGGGGACCCGGCUCUCCGCUUUUCCAUCACCUUUCUUCACCCACCCGAUUCCAUACUUCUCAUGAGGGGGGGAGGGAGUGAGAGAGAAACAGAGACAUUUGCAGCCUUUCCCUAAUUCUCUUCUGCUUUCCAGCACCACCUUCAGAAAGACGGUGAUUUUUAACACGACAACUAACUUUUCUCCCGCCAUUGGGAUCACUGAAAAUCUCUUCCUGAUGAUCUUCUCAGAGUGACGAGAAACUGGAUUUGUUAGCUUUCAUGGUCGGUGGGAAAAGGAAGGCAUCUUGGGGGUGGUUUGGGUUGUCCAACUUUUAGAUCAAUGGGGCUCUGAAGGGCCUUCUGAUAGUGGGGAGGGGCCACAUUGCGUUCUCCGAAAGAGGAGUUUUCUUCGUAUCUUCAUUAUCUCGUCCUUACUCCCGAAAUUAUAUAAAAGUAAUGUGGAAGUUUCGGCUACUUUUUCAAGCCUCUAUGUGAGAGAGAGGGAGAGAGAGAGAGAGAGAGUUGAAUUGGUGGGAUAAAGGUUGCUGAAUCAAGCUGCUUUUCGUUGGUCACUGUAUAAGCUUUAUUGGAUUUGGGUUGCCGAAAGGCGCCAAGAGACAGAGAGAGAGAGAGAGGUGUUUCGUUGAGGUACCAAUCUUGUUUGGCGGCAUUCAACGGCGAAGCGAGAUCGGAGGGACUCAAAUUCAGUGGUUCUGCUAGGAACUAGGCGGAUGAUGAAAGCGUGCAUUCGAUGACAGUUAGCAAUUUUAGGAGUCUGCUGUGAAUAUAUUUGAGUGAAGCUGCCGGCGGGGUUUGAGUCCUUUCUUUGCCACCAACAAUAGCCCAAACCGUUGAAGGUUUCCUGAGAUGGAGGUAGAGUUAAAAGGAUAAGAAAGAAGUUGAAGGGGGUUUCCUUAGAUGGAUGUCUUCUGCUCAAGUAAUCCUCAGAUAUUCUGAAAUUUUCUUGAUGUUGAAGGAGCACUCUAAGAACAUGAAAAGUCUUGACGGAGGUAUGCAGCAGAUUCAAGCAUGUUUUCUAUUGGCGGAGCUAACUUAAGGUGGCAGACGAUCCGUUGAUCCAUCCAAGGGCUUUAAACUGAUUGUCCAACCUUGGUGUGCUUGAAGGAAUUUAACAGUUAAAAUGAAGCAGAAAAUGAUGGACAAGCACCAUGUUCGGUGUGAGAAACACCAACCUGGUUGCGUGUGGGGUCUGCUUAGAAUCUUUGACUUCCACCAGGGUCAUUCUGUACAGAAAUUGCUAUCCGACAGAAGACUAAGAGAUGGUGCAAAUGCCAUUGUUGGUACUCAAUAUUCAAGGAGACUAAACUUCAGCAGCAGUUACAAAAAGCAAAAGGGACGCUAUUCUUCAGUUGACAAUGUAAUGGAAUGGAAAGAAUUAGAUGAAACAUGGAUGUCUAAAGCAAAUACUGAUCAAACAUAUCAAGCACAUGUGAAACCACAUAUGUACGAUGAAAUAUCUGAGGACAACAGUGAAGGUCACUUCUCCCCAGCUGUGUUGGAGAGGAAAAACCAUUCUAAAAAGCAUCAAAAGCAGAAAUUCAAGAUACCUAGAAUAGUGCACAAUCUUCAGUUAGGUGAUAGGGGCACUUCCAGACAGAAAAAACAUGUUUUUAUUCACAACUCUAAGUCCAUGGAGAGAUUUAUUGGCACUCUUGACCAAGCUACACCUUUGCAGUGUUUCUCUGACAUAGAUGUUUGUCAGCUAUCAAAGUUGGAACAGGAAAAAACUGAUUAUGCCUACCAUGGUAUCAACGAUAAGCUGGAUGAGGCAACAGAAGCUCUUGUGAACCAGAAACUUUACAUGGCUCAGUGCCUCUCAAAAGAUGGCAGAGGCCAACAUUCAAAAGAAGUUAUGGAUGCAUUGGAGAUACUGAAUUUGAACAAGGAAUUGUUUAUCAAACUUCUUCAUGAUCCUAAUUCACUUUUAGCCAAACAUAUCCAAGGAUUAAAAAAUGCUGAAAUGGAGAAAAUGUCAAAAAUGGAGUCAAACAAGCCUUUGGAUGCUUCAGAAUUGUUAGAAGACACUGUAGAUCAAAUAUUCAGCAAUCAUAAUGAAAAGAAGUUCUAUGGAACGGGGCAUAAAUCGUGGGGCAGAAACCAAUCACUAACAAAAGGCCAUGGCUCUCAGAAUUCUACUCAAAUUAUUGUUCUGAAGCCUGGACUCCCUAAUAUAAAUGUCAGCUUGAGUCCAAGCACUUCUCCACAAUCUCAUUUUGACAUGAGACAGCAGGUUGGAAAGAAACUGACGGCUCCUUUUUCUCUUAAGGAGUUCAAACGGAAGUUGAAACAUGCAAUAUUGGAUGCAAAAGCAGAGCAGCAUCAUGUAUCCAUGGAUGGUACUCCUCAUAGGUUCUUUCAUGGAUAUCAGGGUUUUAAAGAGGUUAACAGUGGUUCAGCCAAGAGAUACCUAGGAUGUGAAUCUUCGGACCUUCGUAAAAGAACUACUAGAUGGGUACAAAGUGAAAGACGGAGAGAGAAAAGUCAUAAAUCUUUGAUAUCGAAGGGCAUCAUUGUUGAUGAGUUAUCUUCACCUCAUGAUUUCAACUGUCUUGAAAACAAGAACAUACCAUAUCCUUGCUCAUUUUCAGAGCCUAGAGACUCAGCUAGUACAGGAGAAUUUCAGAAGCUUCUAUCUGAGAUCAUCAAUGUCACAGAUGCUGAUGAGCCUUUCUCAAGCAGACCACCUACUACUACUCUAGGGAGAUUACUUUCCUUGCCUGAGUGCAGCGUAUUAUACCCUACUUUCAGUCCUCAAAGAGGCACCUCUGAUGAGGUCCAAGCUUCUUCUUGCCAUAAGCACCUGGGUCCUGAAUGUGAGUCAGAAUGCAGAAUUCCAGCAAAGGAAGACCUGGAAGAGCCUGUGCAGAUUGAGGCAGGUGGACCCUCUAGAGGGCUUGAGAAUGGCAAUCUAGAAAAAGGGACCUGCAGUGAAAGAAUCGAGAGUCCAAUAGGCAAUAAAAGCAGAAAGGAACCAGCAGAUGCCGAGCAAGAAAUAAGUGAAACCAAGCUUUCUCAUCCUGCUGAACCUGAUCAUAUGGAGGAGCAGUCAGGAGGUCCCCAUGUGUUACACAUCUCUUAUUCAUCACAACAAACGGAAGAGAUAGUCAACUUGGAAUGCUUGACACUAGUAGACGAGGUCUCUUCAGAAGAUAUAGCCGUUUCCUCCCCAUGCAUUCCCUCAGAUUACGAAGCUUCCAAUCCAUCUGUAUUAUCAGAGAAUGUCUGUGAGAAGCAUCAGCAGCCAAGUCCAGUUUCAGUUUUAGAGGCAGAUUUUACUGAAGACUUUUCAAGUCCUGAGAUCUGUGUCCCCGUCCCACAAGAUGUUCCUAUAAAGCCUCGGAAAAUCCAUUUUGAAGAGGUAGAGUAUUCUCAAAGUAGGGAGGGACUCUCUGAUAAGGAUGGAAUGCUUGCAACAGCUUCACUCUCAAGAAUGGCUACGGGAAAUUGUUUACAGCUCAAAGGAGUGGAUUAUGAGUACGUGAGAAUGUUAUUAGAAGCUUCAAUUCUGACAGCUGAUAUGGAACUUGAUCCAUGUUGGGAUUCCAUAAACCAGCCCCUACACCCAUCCAUAUUUCUCCUGGUGGAUCCACCUUCUGAAGUUUCAGUGGAUCAGUUGCUUCUCUUUGAUUGUGUUAAUGAGGUUCUUCUGGAGAUAUUAGAGCGAUCCUUUGGAUUCUGUGAACGGCUCAACAUUCGACCUUUCCCAAUAGGUGAACGCCUCCUUGAAGAGGUAUGGGCAGGGAUAAACAGCCACCUUGCCAUCCACUCCAACGAAUCACCGACAUUGGAUCAUAUUGUUGGGAGAGAUCUUGCAAAGAGCAACAAAUGGAUGGACCUUAGAUUGGAUACAGGGAGCAUAGGAGAAGAGAUUGAAGUGUGGUUGCUGGAAGAUUUAAUAGAAGAGGCUGUAACUGAACUUGGAAGGGGUCAUAACAUUUUGGAUUGUCCAUACGUCAGUCAUGGAUGACGUCAGAGAGGCUUGAUUAGGUGGUCUUUGUUUUGAUAGUUUGUCUAUAUCAGAAAUAAGUUGUGUGUUCAUAAUUGGUUCAUUUGGUUUAUUUCUUUGAACAGUCCCUCAUAAAAAGCCUGUUUUGUGGUAUUUUUCUUUCUUUCGGUGAAAGGGCAGGCUUGUUUGUAUGUAGUGUGAUUAACAGAAUAACAUAUUGAUGUUACCAACAGAAAGUUUCCUUUUCUCUUCAAGAUUUUCCUUGUGUGAACAAACAGUAUUCAACAUUUAUGUACUGAGAGAGGGAGAGGGAGAGAGCACUUCAUGAAUAUCAAUCUCU